Messenger RNA from Adineta steineri, 324 nucleotides. The record is from the annotation of a GenBank genome assembly. Lineage: Eukaryota; Metazoa; Rotifera; Eurotatoria; Adinetida; Adinetidae.
AUGGAACAAGAUUUCCGCCUGAACCAACCACAACAACUACAACAAGCACAACCACAACAACAACUACAACAACAACAAGCACAACUACAACAACAACUACAACAACAACAAGCACAAGCACAACAACAACAACAACAACAACAACAACUACAACAACAACAACAACAACAACUACAACAAGCACAACUACAACAACAACUACAACAACAACAAGCACAACUACAACAACAACAAGCACAAGCACAACUACAACAACAACUACAACUACAACAACUACGAUGUCGACCGGUUAGUAAUGCGCUACACUACUUUUUGACAGCGUAA